This is a messenger RNA of Bactrocera dorsalis (oriental fruit fly), 949 nucleotides long. RefSeq lists its product as uncharacterized. The transcript has a single exon. Bases 106 to 732 code for a protein of 208 amino acids. Lineage: Eukaryota; Metazoa; Arthropoda; Insecta; Diptera; Tephritidae. The record is from RefSeq and is a predicted model, not a curated record.
AUUUCUAUUUCAACGGCAGUUGCAUUCGCUCUUUCGGAGAGUACACUUCACGCGUUUUACGGUUAUAAUAAUGUAAAAUUAAUUAAUAAAUUAUAAGGAAAAACAAUGUUGCGUAUUAAACAAAUUUCAAUUACAUUUUUAUUCGUAAUCAUCGGCACAACAACAGCACAAACAACAGAAGAGCCACUAUUUCCAAAAUGUCUAGGCGAUAUUUGUUUUUGUAGCCCCGGUACGCAUGAGGCGGUCUACAAUGGUCGGAAAUAUUGCGCUCCAGACAAUGCAGAUAAUUGUCCUGAGCACGCUGUACGGUUGUCAGCGCAAGUUUGUGAAUGCAAAAAAGGCUAUCGUUUUCGCGACGAGGACCGAAACGAAUGUGUGUCAGAGCGUAUAGGGGGAGAACCCGUCCCCCCACCAGAGUAUGACGUAGACGAUGAAGUCAUUGAAAAUGAAAUACCCACAACAAAGGUUGAGAUGUCAACUACAACAACAACACCGUCGACUACAACGAAAACUACAGAGUCGACAACAACAACACCCUUACCAACAAAGAUUACAACAACACCCGCUACUGCAAUUACAACAAUCACAAAUUCAAGCACAAAUUCACACACUACAAGUUUGGAGGAGUCAGAAACCAGAAGUAACACACUGUACAUAUAUAUUGGUGUUGGAGUAAUGGCAAUAGCUGCGCUUUUGUUAAUCAUUAUUUUUUAUAUUCUACGAAAACAGUAGUGGUAAUAAGUAUGUGUACUACUAUACAGUUACUAUGUGAAUUUAAGUCCAUAAAAUAUAUUAGCAGAAUAUCAUAUAAGUACAGGUGCAUUUAUUAUAUGUAUACAAUUUUUAUAUAUUUUACUUUUAUAUAAAGUAUACUUUUAUGCGUGUAUGUAUAUAAAAAUGUCUGAUAUGAAAAUUAAUAUUAAAUAAAUUAGAGUAAACAUAAAUAAAA